Messenger RNA from Aspergillus versicolor CBS 583.65, 1285 nucleotides. Its product is annotated as alpha/beta hydrolase. Gene Ontology annotation, molecular function: hydrolase activity. The transcript is spliced from 3 exons. NCBI's taxonomy places the organism in Eukaryota, Fungi, Ascomycota, Eurotiomycetes, Eurotiales, Aspergillaceae. The record is from RefSeq and is a predicted model, not a curated record. Bases 69 to 1112 code for a protein of 347 amino acids.
UGACCCAUACAAAUUUAUAUUCAACACCACACAUGCAGUAAAUCAGACAGUACUCGCCUGAAAUCAAAAUGUCUAACCACGAAGCCCUCAAUCCAAUCCACCCCUCUGUCCUGCCCCAUCUCGACCCCGUCUUCAUCGACCUGUACAACACCCAUGUCGCCAAAACCCCAAAUAAACCCAUUGACCUCAGUGUCCUGCGCUCGAAAUACUCCGUCCUCUACUCCUACGGAACAGGCCCAGCCCCAGAGCCCGCGCGUAUAUACGACUCCCAGGUACCAGGCCACAAUGGCGACCUAAUCCCAGUGCGCGUCUACGAGCCCGCAACUGCAGGGCCCUGGCCCGUGCAUCUCGAUUUCCACGGCGGCGGAUGGGGCAUCGGCGAUCUCGACACCGAGUCGCACAUCUGCAAGCACCUCGCCGUGAAAGCCGGUGUCGCGGUCAUCGACAUCGGAUACAGACUUGUCCCUGAACACGCCUUUCCCAUUGGCAUCCAAGACUCGUUCGCCGCGCUGCAGUAUAUCCAUUCUGCAGGUACAUUCCCCAAUAUGGAUACGUCCCGUAUCUCGCUCGGUGGUGUGUCUGCGGGCGCCAAUAUCGCUCUCGUGCUGGGCCAUUUGGCCCGCGAUGCCGGGAUCAAACUCUCCCUGAUUACCGUGGGGACGCCCGUGAUAGAUGAUAUCUCGCGGUAUAAAAGUGCCAGCGAGAGCCCGUUCCCAUCCGUACAGGAGAUGGAACAUGCACCGACACUGAACUGGGCGCGUCUGCGGUGGUUCGAUGAUCUGAAGUGGCACAGUCUGUCGGCGGAUCCGGAGAUGAAGAGCAAGCAGUUGGAGGAGGUGAAAUGGUAUGCGAAUUUGCUGGAUGCGCCGAACUUCAAGGGCAUGCCGCGCACGGUCAUCUAUACUGCUGGGUGUGAUCCGCUGCGUGACGAGGGCGAGGCGUAUGCGCGCAGGCUGGUGGAGGCUGGGAAUGAGGUUGUCAUCAAGCGGUUCCCUGGGGUUCCGCAUCCGUUUAUGCAUAUGGAUAAAGAUCUCUGGCAGGCGAGGGAGUUCAUUGAUAUGACCGCUGAGCAUAUCCGUGUUGCGUUGCAUGUAGAUAGCCUCAAGACCUAACUGAGUAAUAUUGCUUCUAGAUCUCGAUGAUAUCUAUCUUCUUAGUUCUUGCUGCUCCAUCGCAUACAACUGCCUUGCCAGCGGUAUCACACUCUCCGCCAACCCCAUGAACUGCACCCCCAGCACGCGCUGCACCCUGCUAGAAUCACAAGAGUAAUGAGUAGACCUGAUCC